Talaromyces rugulosus is the source of this 783-nucleotide messenger RNA. RefSeq lists its product as uncharacterized. The record is from RefSeq and is a predicted model, not a curated record. NCBI's taxonomy places the organism in Eukaryota, Fungi, Ascomycota, Eurotiomycetes, Eurotiales, Trichocomaceae. Bases 1 to 783 code for a protein of 260 amino acids. The transcript has a single exon.
AUGUCUCUCUCUCCAAGGCCACAGCCUGCUUCCAGGCUCAGCUCUCAGCGCCUGCCGCCUCCAUCAUUGUUCCAGGGACCGCCUUCACAUAAUGCGUCAGAUAAUUCGCUGCAGGUUGGACUGCUGCCCAGCACUCAGGUGUCAGCCAUGGCCCCGACAAGCGUUCUUCACCGGCAGAAAUUCCAAAGAUCGAGCACGUCGAGACACUCGGCUGCUUCCUCGGAAGGGAACAGGAGCCUGUCCCCCUUCCUAACGCGAACACAGUCGCAGCGAGAAGUCGACAGCGCCGAGGUGCUAUGGCAGGAGAUGCAAAACACGCUUGCCGAAGUAGAACUGAGCGCUGUCAAGGGAGAACACGUUUUUGGCGAGGAGCAUUCAAAGGCCCUCGAGGAACUGCGGCUGAAACAGCUCAAGCUAGCCCAGGCUUGGACGAGAAGCGAGGUAGACGAUAUCGAUCAGACCCAAGAACAACUUACAACCACAACCACAGCAGACAGUAAAGAUCAGAAACCAGAGUCUGCGUCUGCCAAGGGAGUGAUUACAGACAGCGCAGCGACGUACCAGGCCCUCGAGGCUGAGACCGAAAAGGACCUGCAACAAGCUCGAAGGAGGCGCGAUGCAAACGAUCUAUAUUUUGACCGUGUGAACAAUGGUGUGCUAGAUGUUGUCGCCAGUCUAGAGGAAGUCGCUGAGGCGAUGCGCGCAGUAGAGAGAGAAAGCAAAGAUAUUUGGAGUGACAGUGGCAGCGAGGUUGUCCACACAGAUGCCCCAUCAACUGGAUGA